Messenger RNA from Microcebus murinus (gray mouse lemur), 1440 nucleotides. It is a transcript of the gene HYAL4, whose product is annotated as hyaluronidase 4. Gene Ontology annotation, cellular component: cytoplasmic vesicle. The record is from RefSeq and is a predicted model, not a curated record. Gene Ontology annotation, molecular function: hyalurononglucosaminidase activity. NCBI's taxonomy places the organism in Eukaryota, Metazoa, Chordata, Mammalia, Primates, Cheirogaleidae. Gene Ontology annotation, biological process: carbohydrate metabolic process; hyaluronan catabolic process.
AUGAAACUAUUAUCUGAAGGACAAUUAAAGCUUUGUGUUGUUCAACCAGUACAUCUCACAUCAUGGCUCUUUAUCUUUUUUAUUCUGAAAUCUAUGUCUUCUCUAAAACCUGCCCGACUUCCAAUUUAUCAAAGGAAACCCUUUAUAGCUGCUUGGAAUGCUCCAACAGAUCAGUGUUUGAUAAAAUAUAACUUAAGACUGAAUUUGAAAAUGUUUCAGGUGAUUGGAAGUCCACUGGCCAAAGCUAGGGGGCAAAAUGUCACUAUAUUUUAUGUCAAUAGAUUGGGAUACUAUCCUUGGUAUACAUCAGAGGGGGUCCCCAUUAAUGGGGGUCUUCCCCAGAACAUAAGUUUGCAAGUACAUCUGGAAAAAGCUGACCAAGACAUUAAUUACUACAUCCCUGCAGAAGAUUUCAGUGGACUUGCUGUUAUAGACUGGGAAUACUGGCGACCACAGUGGGCCCGAAACUGGAAUACAAAAGAUGUCUACAGACAGAAGUCAAGAAAGCUUAUUUCUGAUAUGCAAAGGAAUGGAUCAGCUACUGAUAUCGAAUAUUUAGCCAAAGCAACGUUUGAAGAAAGUGCAAAAGCUUUCAUGAAGGAAACCAUCAAAUUGGGAAUUAAGAGCCGACCCAAGGGCCUUUGGGGUUAUUAUUUAUAUCCCGAUUGCCACAAUUAUAAUAUUUAUGCACCAAACUAUACUGGGUCAUGCCCAGAAGAGGAAGUUUUGAGGAACAAUGAGCUCUCUUGGCUCUGGAAUAGCAGUGCUGCUUUAUAUCCUUCUAUUGGCGUCAGGAAAUUCCUUGGAGACAGUGAAAACAUUUUGCGCUUCUCACAAUUUCGGGUGCACGAAUCUAUGAGGAUCUCCACCAUGACAUGCCAUGAUUAUGCUCUGCCUGUGUUUGUCUACACAAGGCUGGGGUACAGAGAUGAGCCUUUAUUUUUUCUUUCUAAGCAAGAUCUAGUCAGUACCAUAGGAGAAAGUGCUGCCUUGGGUGCCGCAGGCAUUGUUAUUUGGGGAGACAUGAAUUUAACUUCAUCUGAGGGUAACUGUACAAAGGUGAAGCAGUUUGUGAGUUCUGAUUUAGGGAGCUACAUAGUCAACGUGACCAGAGCUGCUGAGGCGUGCAGCCGUCACCUCUGCAGGAAUAAUGGGAGGUGCAUAAGGAAGAUGUGGAAAGCUCCUGAUUACCUUCACUUGAACCCUGCAAGUUACCACAUAGAGGCCUCUGAGAAUGGGGAAUUUACUGUGAAAGGAAAAACAUCUGACACAGACCUGGCAGAGAUGGCGGAGAAAUUUUCCUGUCAUUGUUAUCAGGGAUACGAAGGAGCUGACUGCAGAGAAAUGAAGCCGGCAGAUGGCUGCUCUGGGGUUUCCCCUUUUUCUGGCUCACUAAUAACACUAUGUCUGUUGGUUUUAGCAGGAUAUGGGAACAUUUAG